This is a messenger RNA of Drosophila hydei, 1807 nucleotides long. RefSeq names its product probable cytochrome P450 28a5. Gene Ontology annotation, molecular function: monooxygenase activity; iron ion binding; oxidoreductase activity, acting on paired donors, with incorporation or reduction of molecular oxygen. Bases 33 to 1553 code for a protein of 506 amino acids. The record is from RefSeq and is a predicted model, not a curated record. The transcript is spliced from 6 exons. Lineage: Eukaryota; Metazoa; Arthropoda; Insecta; Diptera; Drosophilidae.
AGCAACGGAUUCACUCUUAAACGGUUGUCGCAAUGCUCGUUACUUUGGCUCUGCUUGCUCUGGUGGCCUUCCUGGGCUACGAGUUUCUUAUCUGGAACUUUGGCUACUGGCGCAAGCGCAAGGUGCCGGGGCCGAGGCCGGCCAUACUCACUGGCAACUAUCCCAACCUAUUCACGGCGCAGCAGCACGCUAUAUACGAUCUCAACAAGGUCUAUAGCAAAUACAAGCAACAAUACGAUGCAGUUGGCAUUUUCAUGUCACGCAUGCCCCAGCUGCUGGUGCUCAGCCCCGAGCUGGCGCAUCGCGUAUUCGUGUCGAACUUCAAACACUUCCACGACAACGAGCUGGCCACGAUGGUCGACGAGAAAAGCGAUUUCAUAUUGGCCAACAACAUGUUCUCGAUGACAGGAGAGGAGUGGAAGGAGCGGCGGGCCGACAUAACGCCCGGCCUAACCAUGAGUCGGAUCAAAGCCGUUUAUCCAGUGACGAAUCAAGUGUGCAAAAAGAUGAACGAAUUCAUUCGCAAGCAAAUACGCAUUGCGCCCAAGGAUGGAGUGAACGGCAAGGAUAUCAGCCUUUGCUUUACCACGGAAAUGGUCACAGAUUGCGUUCUGGGCCUGAGCGCUCAGAGCUUCAGCGAGCAUCCCACGCCGGUGAUGGCAAAAAUAAAGAAUCUGUUCGAACAGCCUUUGGUGUUCGUGAUAAGUUUUGCUGUUAUGUCCUUGAUACCCUCGCUGCGCCGCAUCAAGAAGUUGCGCUUCAUACCGCAGCAUGUGGAGCGCUUCUUUGUGGACUUCAUGGAGGCGGCUGUUGAAGCGCGCAACAGCCAAGUCGCAGCUGGAAAGCACGCGGAUCGGGUGGACUUCAUGGACUACAUUCUGCAGCUGGCCAAGAAGAAGAAUCUGAGCUCUCGCAAGCUCACAGCUUGCUCAAUGACCUUCCUGCUGGAUGGCUUUGAGACGACGGCCUCUGUCUUGUCCCACACGCUGCUGCUGCUGGGUCGCGAUGCCCAGGCUCAGCAGCGACUAAGAGAGGAGCUGACGGCACACCUGAACGACCAGGGCUUCAUCGAUUUUGAUAAGCUAGUCGAGCUGCCCUAUCUGAAUGCCUGCGUCCAGGAGUCGAUUCGUCUCUUUCCUCCCCUUGCCGCAUCCAACAAGCUGUGCACCGAGUCCCUAGAGCUGUCCAAUCGGAAUGGCCCCAGCUUCACUGUGGAGAAGGGCACCAUUGUCGUGGUGCCCCAUUCCUGCUAUAUGCUCGAUGAGGACUACUUUCCCAACGCCAAAGAGUUUCAGCCGGAUCGCUUCCUGGACCCCGACGCUGUCAAGACGUAUCGCGAUCGAGGCGUAUUCAUGGGCUUCGGCGAUGGCCCACGCAUCUGCAUAGGCAUGCGCUUUGCCCUCGCCCAGAUCAAGGCUGCACUUGUGGAGAUUGUCGUCAACUUUGAUGUCAGCGUCAAUGCAAGGACUCGCAAGGACAAUAUGUUCGAGCCAACGGGCUUGGUUACGAGGCUCAAGGGUGGCAUUUGGCUCGACUUCGCUGCGCGUUCCUGAACUCUCGGAAGUCACAUCACAAAGAGGCUUGCAGAGCUUUUGAAGCUUAUCAAUAUAUCACUUUUGCAUAACUUAGCUAUAUAUAAAUGUCUCUUUAAGCGAGUACUGACUGCCUAAUACUCUACUCAUGGCUGAGCGGCAGCUGCAGCAGUCUAAUCUCUGUGUACAGGGUAUACUUAAGGUCUGACAACAUUUGAACUCUUCAACUCAUGAUUUGAAUUGGGCCAAGUCUCACAUUUGAUUGAGCAUAAAUU